Molecule: messenger RNA, 1692 nt
Organism: Dacryopinax primogenitus
Lineage: Eukaryota; Fungi; Basidiomycota; Dacrymycetes; Dacrymycetales; Dacrymycetaceae
Exons: 5
Coding region: 1-1692 (563 amino acids)
Source: RefSeq, a predicted model, not a curated record
AUGCCCCCUCUCCCCCCACCCGACCGUCCCAUGUCGCACCAACUGCAAGGACUAGUCGACACAUGUCUCGAAGAAGGUCACUAUCAAGCAGCUCUAUCAACGCUAGACCAUAUCCGAGGACGAUAUAUCCCAACCUCCGCCCACCUCCAGCAACUCCUCUACCUCGCUCUCUAUCCCCCUCCUCCCCCGCCGCACAUUGUCAAAUGCAAACCCCACCCUUCGCCCUCCAAGCACCGGCCUCCUGUCCCCCUUCCCUCUCCUACUGACUCCGCAGCCGCUCUUACCCUACUGCACUCUUUCAGGCUCACGAACCCCCUCUCGAUCGGGCACGCAUUUCCUAGCAUUGUUCAUGCUCGCACACGGGAACUUGAGGGGUGGGAAGAAGAUUCCCGGUUUGCGGAAGCCGCGUCCUGUGUGAGGAAAACGAGCAUUUGGGAACUCCUCAGACCAGGGGGGGUGAAGCCCCUUACCUUCGGCUCUCUCACUCCGGCCGAAGAACAAGUGGACCCAGAUACAGAUACAGAUAUAGAUACAGCCGUACCGGCAGUAGCGGACUGGGCAGUCCCGGGCUUGAGCUGGAUACUCGACGUGUUCGAAACCGACGCUCUCUCUCACCCUCAAGGCUACUCUCCCCUCCUCCUGGCUCAGCUCCCCGCGCCACCUAAAGGCCCCGUCAUCGCCCUCGAACAACCGCUUGCGCUCGUUCGGUACCUCCUGCGCCCUCGCUCUCUGCCCCGCACAAGGCAGCCUCCCUUAGCCUCUGCGUUAGGGGACGAACACCUCCGUCCCCGGCUAGCGAGCAGGCUUCUAUCCCUCCUAGUAGGGUGCACACUCCCCUUCCCACCCCGUGUAUCCCCUUCGGCCCUACUGCGGCAAACGGCCUACCUCCUCCCCCUGCUCCCUCCCCAGGGAGUCCAACACCUGCUCACCUCCAUCCGCCCGCCUUGCCCUUCCCUUCCCCCUUCCCGCUCUUCGGAUCCCGACCCUUCCCCGGACCCCAGCCCGGGACUGGAAGAAGAAGCCUACCCCAGGCUCACACUAGCCCUAAGCGCAUUGUUCCUCAUGCAGACCUCGCCCAAGUCCAGGCCUGUGGCUUCGGGCGAGUCGGGGUCGGGGCUGUUAGGCACGUCACCUGUCAAACCGGUUGGGAGGAGGAGAGCUAGAGCUUUGGGGAGGGAGAAGGAUGUGCAGAGUUUGGAGCAGCAGGGGCAGGGAGAGGGGACAGGGAAUGGGAGUGGGAGUGAGAAGGGGAAGGGGAAGGAGAGAGCUUACGCUCUCCCCCUUCCCGGAACAGUGCUCGCUCUCCUCACACAAGAGCCUCUUCCCCCGUCCAACUCCUACUCCUACUCCCACUUCUCCUCCUCUUCCGCCAGGGACACAGCAGCAGCAGCAGAAAGGCACAGACUGGCUAAACUUGCCAUACUCCGGUCUUUGCUGGCUGUUGACCUCCGGGAAUGGGGGGGGUGGCUUGCUGCGGUUAGAGAGGGUGAGGUUAGGGGGGCGGUGGAGAGGUGGAGACUUAGGGAGGAGGAGGAGCGGGCGGUGGCGGAGGAGGAGGAGGAGGAGGAGGAAGAAGAAGAGGAGGAGGAGGAGGAGGAUGGGGAGGAACAGGAAGAGGAGGAGGGGGGAGAGGGAAGGUGGGGGAGGUGGGAAAUCGUCGAUGAAUUGCUUGGGGUGUUGGGCGGCCGAUAG